Molecule: messenger RNA, 6733 nt
Organism: Heterotrigona itama
Lineage: Eukaryota; Metazoa; Arthropoda; Insecta; Hymenoptera; Apidae
Source: the annotation of a GenBank genome assembly
UUUUUUUUUUUCUUUUCUUUAAUUUUGUUUACAUUCAAUGAUGCAAUAUCGAUUUACGCGUGUUUUAGCCGAAAGUACACGAUUUUCGAACGAUACGAGAGAUCGAGAUUCAAGUUUGACAAAAUGUCCGAAAAUUGAAGGAUGUUAAAGCGAAGGAUAUUUAAUUAACUAGAGAUACGAUAUUGUUUGUCGGUUAUGCACUGUCGUCCUUAGCAUCGAGUCCUUAAGCUAAUUCGAGGCUGGGAUUGGUGAGUUUAAUUAAAGUUGUGAAUGUAUAUCAAUGAGAAGAGGAAGCGAAACAAAUUGCAACACAUUCGCAACAUCGUCUAGAAUUCAUUUAACUUAGUUAGCAUUGUUUAUUUUAAACGAUGAUUGUGUCGAUGUAAUUUUAUUGUGGAUCGAUUAAAUUCGAAUUACUGUUCGAAAAGAUAUAGAAAAUAUCAUCGUCGAGGUUAUCUUACGCUUUUGGCCACAUUUUCAUUGAAUCAACAACCAUUUCAGGGCACGGCGAACUCUCUGAAUUCAAGUUGAAACUGUUUUUGUUUCCUCAAUGAAACCCGUUCUGUCAUGUCUUACACUGAAUUGGAACAUGGUUAUCAGGGUCUACGGAGUGCCAGUCGACCAAUUUUCUAUGUAGGGGACUUAAGUUCUGUACAACCAACCCUCGUGGGUCCUGUUGCUUCUUCUCUAUAUCGUUCAUCAAAAAGAGCCGAACUGUCGGACGGGUGUAGCAAUGAUGAUGGAUGCAUGGGUGGAAGUGAUUUGGAAGGAGAAGGGAAGCAAGUUUUGGUUGGAAUCUGUGCGAUGGCAAAAAAAUCGCAAAGUAAACCAAUGAAAGAGAUUUUAACAAGAUUAGAAGAAUUUGAAUAUAUUAAGAUUGUAGUAUUUCCUGAAGAAGUUAUUUUGAAGGAGUCUGUAGAAGAUUGGCCAGUUGUUGAUUGUUUAAUAAGUUUCCAUAGUAAAGGCUUCCCCCUUGAUAAAGCAAUAAAUUAUGCUAAUCUUAGGAAUCCUUUUAUCAUCAAUAACUUACCAAUGCAAUAUGACAUUCAGAUCACGAAUUGGUGGAAUCAGAAGAUCAUGUGGAAGUCAAUGGUGUUACAUUUAAUAAACCAUUCGUGGAGAAACCUGUAUCUGCAGAAGAUCAUAAUAUUUAUAUUUAUUAUCCUACAUCUGCAGGCGGAGGCAGCCAAAGAUUAUUUAGGAAGAUUGGAAGUCGUAGUAGCGUAUAUUCACCAGAAUCUCGAGUUCGUAAGACUGGUUCUUACAUCUACGAAGAUUUUAUGCCAACAGAUGGUACAGAUGUUAAGGUUUAUACCGUGGGCCCAGAUUAUGCUCACGCAGAAGCAAGAAAAAGCCCUGCACUGGAUGGUAAAGUCGAAAGAGACUCGGAGGGAAAAGAAAUUCGCUAUCCGGUUAUACUAAGUAACGCUGAGAAGUUAAUUAGUAGAAAAGUCUGCUUAGCUUUCAAACAAACAGUUUGCGGUUUUGAUUUACUUAGGGCAAAUGGCCAGUCAUUUGUGUGCGAUGUAAAUGGUUUUAGCUUUGUAAAGAAUUCUAAUAAAUAUUAUGAUGAUUGUGCGAAGAUUUUGGGAAAUAUGAUUUUAAGGGAAUUGGCACCUACUUUGCACAUACCAUGGAGCAUAUUUGCAAAAUACGACGGCUAUAAACACGGUCACAUUAAAUUGAAGAGACCUAAGCAAUUGCAAGAAAUAUUGGAUACUGCACGUAGUUUAUUAGCUGAAAUACAACAUCGCGCUGCUGGACCUGAAUUGGAAGAGAAACAAGGAAAAUUAGAACAAUUGAAAAGCGUCUUAGAAAUAUCGACUUGGAGAGCCUUCCCUUGUUUUAAUAUUGAAAUGGGGUGGAGAAUUAACACCAGCCGGCCGUAUUCAGGCAGAGGAAUUGGGAAGAAUAUUUCGCUGCAUGUACCCCGGUGGUCAAGGUAGACACCUUAGUGGUGACUAUGCUGGUGCACAAGGUUUAGGGCUACUUAGACUUCAUUCGACAUUUCGACAUGACCUGAAGAUUUAUGCAAGUGACGAAGGAAGGGUUCAAAUGACCGCUGCAGCUUUUGCAAAAGGUUUACUCGCGUUGGAAGGUGAAUUAACGCCUAUAUUGGUCCAGAUGGUGAAGAGUGCUAAUACUAAUGGUCUAUUAGACAAUGAUUGCGAUAGCAGUAAAUACCAAAACAUGGUGAAAACACGACUGCAUGAAUUAUUACAACAAGACCGAGAGUUUACACGCGAAGACAGAGAACAGAUAAAUCCUGGAAACGCACUGAGCAUCAACGCAGCAAUGGAUUUCGUUAAAAACCCUGUUCGUUGCUGUCAACAUGUUCAUACUUUGAUUCAGAAAUUAAUGGACAUUGUCCGUAUUAAAAAAGAUGAUCCCAAAACCAAAGACGCAAUUCUUUAUCACGGUGAAACGUGGGAAUUAAUGGGUCGACGAUGGGGAAAGAUAGAGAAAGACUUCUGUACUAAAAACAAAAGAUUCGACAUAUCAAAAAUUCCGGAUAUUUAUGAUUGUAUAAAGUAUGAUUUGCAACAUAAUAACCACACGUUGCAAUUCGAACACGCGGAAGAAUUGUACAUUUAUUCUAAGUACUUGGCAGAUAUAGUGAUACCGCAGGAGUACGGAUUAACGGUGCAGGAGAAGCUCACCAUAGGCCAAGGUAUUUGUACUCCUCUUUUGAAAAAGAUAAGAGCAGAUUUGCAGAGAAAUAUUGAAGAAUCUGGAGAAGAAACAGUUAAUAGACUUAAUCCGAGAUAUUCCCAUGGAGUGUCAAGUCCUGGUCGACAUGUACGCACAAGACUUUAUUUUACAAGCGAAAGUCAUGUGCAUUCUUUGCUAACUGUUUUACGUUAUGGUGGUUUACUUGAUGUAGUAAAAGAUGAGCAAUGGCGUCGGGCUAUGGAAUACGUUAGCAUGGUUUCUGAAUUAAAUUACAUGUCUCAAAUUGUAGUUAUGUUAUACGAAGAUCCAACGAAAGAUCCUAGCAGCGAAGAACGUUUUCACGUUGAAUUACAUUUUAGUCCUGGUGUAAACUGUUGCGUGCAAAAGAAUUUGCCUCCAGGGCCAGGUUUUAGACCCCAUUCACGCAAUGAGAGUAGCCACAACGUAGGUGAAAGUGGUGGUUCUGCUCACGAUACCAUUUCACAAUGCAGCACUCGAAUAGAGGAAGAGGAUGUAGAGUUGGGAAUUCUGGAGGAUGAUUUCAUGAACCCUCCACUGCAAUCUGUGUGUAUAAACGUGUUAUAUUCGAAAGAAACACCUCCGCCAACGAUAGAGUCAGAUACUGUUGAUGCAAUGGAUAGUCCAACAACCAGUAGAGCAGUUGAUAUGAUGGAUCUACAUCCUAACAUGAUGGAUGAACCAUUUGAUAGUGGCUUUUUGCAAAGUUCCGCGCCUAUUCCAAUAAGUGCUAGAACUGUGGCUGGCCACGAAGCGGCGAGAUUAGGUAGUCAGUUGGCUGCGAGUCAACGCCAACGACGUGAUGCGGAGAGAAGUACAAUUGUUGAGCCACGAGCACGCAGCUAUGAUUAUCAGAGACAGGACAAAUCCGAAAAAGAGCAACGCCACUUGGAGAGAUCUGGCCAGGCAUUGCUGAACGUGCCUACGGAAAAAUUGGGUCUGCCACACUCGUUCAGUUCGCCGGAGUUCCCGGUUCCUUCGCCAGAAACUUCCGUCUUGUGUUCGACACCUUUGGUGACCUUGCACACGUCUCCUCUGAUCUCGCCGAACAGCCGGACGACGCCGAACGAUGACGCGACGAGCGCCGUGUUCCCGGUCCCCACGAUUCGCUCAUCGUUCUUUAACGUAGAUCUCGAGCCCGACCUGCCUGACGACGAUUUCGAUCCACUGAUUUUUCAGAGUAAGAAAUACGGACGUUCUCGUUCGGAGAUGAUACUCCCUGGAAUCGAGCGGAGCGGUGAGUUGACCGAUUCCUCGACAAAACAGCCGCCGUGGUUGCCAAGUCGAUCCCCCUUCUCAUUAACCCUGUGCGAAAGAACUGCAGAGGUAAUGACACUCGUAGAACAGACCGAACUGAGAGAACGUUCUCGUUCGUCGUCACCUUACGUGGCCAAAUGCCUUUGUUAUAAUUGUAACGUCUCGGAGUUGAUCCUGACGAGCAGAGAGUUACCGCCUGUCGAGCGUCUCAACUUCGACGUCUACUUCGCACGCUCGCUCUCCCAUAAGUUUGUCAAUUGUUCCUGUUACUCGAAUCUGCAACCGGACGGAAUCUCCACUCGUGUUUGUUGUCAUUCGUUUAACAAUAACCGUGGGCGUCACGCAGGAAUCGCCGGAUUAGAUCAGACUGGCUCGUCCUUCGUGCUUCGGCCAAAGAAUAGAUUCCACGCGUUUCCCGAGGGACAGAGUGUCGUUGUUCCCUGUUUAGGAUCGAGGUUCGAUCGUUGUAUCGUUGUACAUCGGCCAUGGUCAGAUCACGAUCGCAAAGAGGAAGAGAAGUGGUGGAGGUUCGAGAGAGAGAAGUCCAGUAGCUGUGAUAUAAUUGGAGACACACGUGUGCCAUUCAGAAACUUGUCCUGUCCGAAUUUGUUGUCCGGCGUCUUCUCCUCUCGCGUGGAUGAUCCCGUUUCUGCGAAUGAAAACGGCGGAACUGUCGAUUGUUCGGUGAUGUACAGACGAUGGUCUUGUCCCAAUGUGAAUCUCCAGUGGCACGGUAGCCUGGUACACGCGCCAGAUCGUAGUAGUACGCUUUCUCAUAUGCUCCCUGCGCACGAUAAUGAUGUUCACGAUGAUCACGAUACCCUCCGCAAGUGUUACCAUCGUUCCAAGAGUCCACGUGAACCGUUGUCCCGACUCCAGCCUCAACGAUCCUUCUCAUCUCCAGACACACGACCUUCGAUCAUUCAACCUGACCCUACCUGCACAGCAAGGCGCCACCGUCACAGUAUCUCCGGACAGAUGAGUUAUUUCAAGCUGUUGGGCUACAAUAUCAACAAGAAGUUGACCGGAUCAGCGAAUAGUUUGUUCAGCACGGCUGUUAUCAGUGGAUCCUCCAGCGCGCCAAAUCUCAAGGACAUGAUACCUCCGCACGCUUCUGCUGUUGCUGCGAUAGAAGGCUUUGGUGGUGUACCGCCGAUAAGGCCGUUGGAAACUCUUCACAACGCGUUGUCAUUACGUCAGUUGGAUUCCUUCUUGGAAAUGAUGACCAGCGCCCCUCUGUUCCGAACACCCGCCUCCUCGCCGCCGAAGUACCCUUCUCCCGCUGGAUCAACCCACGAAUCGGUCAAUCAAAGUCUCAGUAUCGGAGGAAUCAGCCGCGAGUACCACUCUUCCGACUUGGAAGCUGUCAGGUACCGUAAGAAAUUAAGUAAACCAUCCUUUGGUGUCCCCCUUCUUAGGUACAUUACACCAACACCCAUACAGUAUAAACCUUCGAAUGACGGAGAGCCUUGUGAUAUAAGGAACCAGCUAUCACCAACCAGUCCUAAUAGUACUGGAUGGAGCAGUGAACCGCAGUCAUUUCUUUCUUCUGAACCUUCAUCCCCUGCGCCAACUUCAACAGGAGAAUGCAGCAUGUCUAUAAGCCUAAUCAGCAAUGAUGGAACGCAAUCCUUUAAUGUGGGUCCCAAGUUUCCUACGACACCCUGUUUGGAUGUGGACUUCAACGAGUUCUGUAUAAAUAUUGACCAAGAACACAGAGAGGGUCGCGGCAGCGUAUCCUAUACAGAUUACUAUAGCAACGAAGAUGGUCAAAUACGAAAUUGUGGUUUCGGAGCUGGUUUUAAUUCCAACAUACAAAAGAUAAUGCGUACCAAUGAAGACCUCCCUGCUGAUAACAUGGACGACGACGAGGAUCAUACUAUAACUUUAAAACAGACUGAAGAGCAGAGGAAGCAGGAUGUGAAACAAAUAUUUGAGCAGAAGGAAAACCCAAGCACAAAAUCUAGCAGCAGUUACAAAAAAAUUGGAAGAUUCCUUGUCGAAAGCAUGGAAAUAUCAGACGAAGAUGUCAGGAUCAAAGAAACAGAUAACGUGGACAAGACAAAAUCAUCUGCCCUCCAGAAAACCGAAUCUUUCAAUGCAGAAAGAAUGCAAAAGAACAAAGAUGGUACUGAGAUUGCGCAAGAACAGAAGAAGCUUCAUUUCUCCAGCAGUUGUAAAAGGAAGAGUUUUUCUCGAUCUCAGAGUGUUUCUAUGCCAAAAACCCCGACGCAAAAGCUUGAAACAAAUUACAGUUACAAGUGCACGUCAAAGUUAAGCUCACUUUCAAAUAUGUCGGACGAGGACUUGGAGAAUUGGAAGCAGAGCAUGAUGGAAUCAAAAGAUUCUUGCUCAGAAAUGAAACCGAAAGAGCCAAUCUUGACUGUAGCAAGCAGUAUGACAGGUAACUCCAGCGUGACAGUAGGUUUCAAUGUUCAAGGCGAGAAGAAAGAAAAACCCGAUCUUUGAAAGUAUUUUUUAAAAGUUCAUUUUUGAAAUAUUACCCAAGUUUAUUUGUUAAAUCCAUCUCCUUGAUACGACGAAUAAGAUAUUUCAUAUAAAAUUAUUGGACCGUUUAACAUUACGAAUAAAAUCAAGGUUUUAUUAUUUGUGUUGUAGAUAUUCACAAGAUAUGUAUUGAUGAAAUUUCAUGAAAUUUUUUGCCCUUUAGUUUUCAACACAAUAUCACAUACAUUAUUUAGUACUUUACUUUUUUCACAUUCGUUGAGAUCGUUAGCAAUACUUAAAAAAAUUUCUUUAACGUGAACAUAUGAACAUACGAAUU